CGCGCCGCCGCUCCGUCACGCUCAUAAAGGCUUCGGCGGCGCCUUCGGUCCGGCCGGUUACUGCGGCAGCCUUGUGCUCUGCAUUAGUGUGUUACUCUCCUCUCAAAUUAACUAAAGCAGCCGGAGAUGCCUUCAAACCAGAACAUGCAGGGAGGGAAAGCAUUUGGGUUAUUAAAAGCUCAGCAAAGAGAGAAGCUGGAAGAAAUUAAUAAGGAAUAUCUCGAGGACCAGAAAUACAGUGAUGAGGAAGACCUGGCAGAGAAGUUGGAUUCCUUUAAAAACAAAUAUGCCGAAUUUGACCUAAAUGACCAGGGAGAAAUCGAUAUGAUGGCAUUGAAGAGGAUGAUGGAGAAGCUGGGGGUGCCCAAGACCCACCUGGAGAUGAAGAAAAUGAUCUCGGAGGUUACCGGGGGCAGCAGCGACACAAUCAACUACCGGGACUUUGUGAAGAUGAUGCUGGGGAAGCGCUCAGCCGUGCUCAAACUGGUUAUGAUGUUUGAGGACAAGGCCAAUGGUGCAAGCUGCAAGCCGGACGGGCCCCCACCCAAGCGAGACAUAGCCAGCCUGCCGUAGAUGGGGGGUGGGAUUGUGGGAGGGAUUGGAAGCACCUUGGUUAUCCACUGGUCCACUCAUUGUCUUUCUUCUGAGAAUGUAAAUAGCCUUAUUGCGAGUCAGACUUUGAGACUGAAGGAGAAUCUUUGUAGACUGUGAGAUUUCAUUUCCAUUUAAAAAGUGGGGAAAACUAUAUUUGCUGUGAAAAAGUAAUGGCAGUAGUUUUUAUAUGAGUAAAUAAAUGUAUAUAUUUGUAUUAAAAAUGAAAUAACAGGGUUAAUAUUUUUAAUUGCCACUCCAGCUCACCUUAAACCACAGGAAACUGAAGACCAUUUAUUUCUUAAAAUAGCAGAUGCAGUGUUUUUCUUCCUUCUUUAAUUUUUGAAGGGGCUUAAAAUCCCAUUUUCUUCAGGUGUAGGAAAGGCUGGCGCUAACUGCAGGUAUCCAUCAGGAGUCACUUCCCACAUGUAGCAUUAAAUCCAGCUCAGUCUAGACAGGCUUCCCCAUUGGCCAGCCUGAAUUUCACAGUUCUGUGCUGUUGAUGUGGCUUAUCUGAGGAGCAGGAGAUGGAGAUCUUGCUGUCAGAGCGUGUGACAGCCUGUUAUUGUAGGGGAGCUUGGCCUGGCUGAGGCUUUCAGCAGCUGUCUAGGUGCUGCCUUCCGCUCUUUCAAGGUUUCUGGGAGGUCCAUGUUUCCAGUUAUCUUGGUCAUAUAGUUGGUAUGGAAGGCACAACAGAUAAAAGCAUAUUUUCCAUUCCAGACCCUAGUCAUUCUACUGCAGCUAUAUGUUUGCUACAGGCUAGCAUAUGUAUCACACUAAGAGCAUUUCUGUGUUCCAGUCCGCCGUUUUAUCCCUUAAGAAUUUCAUUUAAUGCAGAAAUAUUUCUCAGUAUGAAAGGGAGGGUAUUUUAUUUUACUUUCUAAGUGAUUGAACAGAGCUCAAACUGAAAGGUCCAUUUUGGAAAGUCUGCUUUGAUAUUUGGAUGCUUUCUGUUCCCAUGACAACCAUAGGAGUACCCUCAUUGCAUGGCUCAGAAAUUCACACGAGUCCACCAGUUGAGUAUAACAAUGUUAAGACUGUAUAUUUUUUUAACCUAAUAGUAGCAUAACAGAUCAUUUGUGUCAAUGCUAUAAACAGCCAGAGAUGAGAUUGUCAGAAUUCUUUUUUUUUGUUUUUCCUUAGAAGUGUGUGUGUGUGUGUGUGGGGGGGGGGGUUCUUGUUUCUUUUAAAUUCUUGGAUAUGGAUUGGGUUGUUCUGAGAGACAUUUUCAGAACAACUACUUUUUAGAAUGAGAUUGUGUUGUCCGUAAGAGAAGAUCAGUCUAAAUGGUGUUGGUACUGCCUGGGGGAACCUGCCCACUGAAGCACCCUUUUGUGUCCUUAUUUCCAACCUAAUGUAUCAAAACAUUUUUUUUGUUCUCCAAGUGCCCCUCUUGUCACUUCUGUUAAACACUAAACACUGUCUGUAACUUUGUAACUUAUUAACUGCAUUUUUUUAGCUUUGUUUCUGGAUAAUUUAAGUUUUAUUGGAAGUUUAGCAGCUUGUAUUUUCUGAAAACACCAAAGGAAUUAAAGUUCUUACAGUAA
Messenger RNA from Brienomyrus brachyistius, 2138 nucleotides. RefSeq names its product allograft inflammatory factor 1-like (gene aif1l). The transcript has 6 exons. The record is from RefSeq and is a predicted model, not a curated record. Gene Ontology annotation, molecular function: actin filament binding; calcium ion binding. Gene Ontology annotation, cellular component: ruffle membrane; actin filament. Gene Ontology annotation, biological process: actin filament bundle assembly; ruffle assembly. The coding region runs from base 127 to 573 and encodes 148 amino acids. NCBI's taxonomy places the organism in Eukaryota, Metazoa, Chordata, Actinopteri, Osteoglossiformes, Mormyridae.